CUCUCUCCUGUAGGACGACCCCAUCGGUAACCUCAACACUGCCUUUGACGUGGCGGAGAAGUUCCUCGAUAUCCCCAAGAUGCUGGACGCUGAAGAUAUUGUUAACACCCCUAAGCCUGAUGAGAAAGCUAUCAUGACCUACGUUUCCUGCUUCUACCAUGCCUUCGCUGGAGCUGAGCAGGUGAGAGGCAGCAUCUGCUCUUCCUCAUACGGCACAUGGUCGGCGGCCGGUAUUUUCAUGUCAUACCAUUAUCAUCUGAAUCCUCUAUCCUUCCCCCAGGCUGAGACGGCUGCUAACAGGAUCUGCAAGGUCCUGGCUGUGAACCAGGAGAAUGAGCGUCUGAUGGAGGAGUAUGAGAAGCUGGCUAGCGAGCUGCUGGAGUGGAUCCGCCGCACCAUCCCCUGGCUGGAGAACCGAGUGGCGGAGCAGACCAUGCACGCCAUGCAGCAGAAGCUGGAGGACUUCCGGGACUACCGUCGCGUCCACAAGCCGCCGCGCGUUCAGGAGAAAUGUCAGCUGGAGAUCAACUUCAACACCCUGCAGACCAAACUGAGGCUGAGCAACCGGCCUGCCUUCAUGCCCUCCGAGGGCAAGAUGGUGUCGGACAUUGCCAAUGCUUGGAAAGGUCUGGAGCAGGUAGAGAAGGGCUACGAGGAGUGGCUGUUGACAGAGAUCCGCCGCUUGGAGAGACUGGACCACCUGGCUGAGAAGUUCAAGCAGAAGUGCUCCCUGCACGAAUCCUGGACUGCAGGGAAGGAGGAGCUGCUAACACAGAAGGACUACGAGUCGGCCUCCCUGAUGGAGAUCCGCGCCUUGAUGAGGAAACACGAAGCGUUCGAAAGCGAUCUGGCCGCCCACCAGGACAGAGUGGAGCAGAUUGCGGCCAUUGCUCAGGAGCUCAAUGAGCUGGAUUACCACGAUGCUGCCACCAUCAAUGCCCGGUGCCAGGGAAUCUGUGACCAGUGGGACAACUUCGGCACCCUGACCCAGAAAAGGAGAGAUGCUCUGGAGCGUGUUGAGAAGCUGUGGGAGACCAUCGACCAGCUGUACCUGGAGUUUGCCAAGCGGGCAGCGCCCUUCAAUAACUGGAUGGAUGGGGCAGUAGAGGACCUUCAGGACAUGUUUAUCGUGCACAGCAUCGAGGAGAUCCAGAGUUUGAUCACAGCCCAUGAUCAGUUCAAGGCCACUCUGCCCGAGGCCGACAAGGAGCGCAUGGCGAUCAUGGGAAUCCAGAACGAGAUUCUGAAGAUUGCCCAGACAUACGGCAUCAAGCUGUCUGGUAUAAACCCGUACACUAACCUCUCCCACCAGGACAUUAUCACCAAGUGGGAAACUGUGAAGCACCUUGUUCCUCUCAGAGACCAAAUGUUGCAGGAGGAGGUGGCGAGACAGCAGGCUAAUGAGAGACUCAGGCGUCAAUUUGCAGCUCAGGCUAAUAUCAUUGGACCCUGGAUUCAAACAAAGAUGGAGGAGAUCGGCCGCGUCUCAGUCGACAUCGCCGGCUCCCUCGAGGAACAGAUGAACAACCUGAAGACGUACGAGCAGAAUAUUAUCAACUACAAGUCCAACAUUGACAAGCUGGAAGGAGACCACCAGCUCAUCCAGGAGGCCCUUAUCUUUGACAACAAGCACACCAACUACACCAUGGAGCAUAUCCGCGUGGGCUGGGAGCAGCUCCUCACUACCAUCGCCCGCACCAUCAACGAGGUGGAGAACCAGAUCCUGACCAGAGAUGCCAAGGGCAUCAGCCAGGAACAGCUGAAUGAAUUCAGGGCCUCCUUCAACCACUUCGAUAGGAAGAGGAACGGCAUGAUGGACCCGGACGACUUCCGCGCCUGCCUGAUCUCCAUGGGCUAUGAUCUCGGUGAGGUGGAGUUUGCCCGCAUCAUGACGCUGGUCGACCCCAACAACACAGGCGUGGUCACCUUCCAGGCCUUCAUCGACUUCAUGACCCGAGAGACCGCCGAAACCGACACUGCUGAACAGGUCAUGGCUUCCUUCAAGAUCCUGGCGUCGGACAAGAAUUACAUCACAGUGGAGGAGCUGCGCAGAGAGCUGCCACCCGAGCAGGCCGAGUACUGCAUCAGCCGCAUGACCAAGUUCGUCGGGACCGACGCCCCCACCGGUGCCCUGGACUACAUCUCAUUCUCCAGCGCCCUUUACGGAGAGAGUGACCUGUAAACACCCUGCUCGCUCGCUCCAUCCUCCCCGCCCCCGGCCCACUGUCUCCGUACCCUUUAUAGCUACCAUGCUGUCUGUUCCGGUUCCUUGUGCCCCAGUUUUCAAACCUGCCUCUAGGGACUGGGAGGCUGUGCUUCAUAACCACAUUGUAAUGGUCACACUGGCGGUUAUUUUUUUUCCUCUUAUAUUACAAUAAAUAUCAGUAACGUCACCUCCCCAAAUUCAACAUUGUUUGUAUCUUGGCCCACAGUUGGUCACGCAAUGAUUUAGCCUGUUGGAGAAUAUCGGCCAGCUGCUACAAAUACUGCAGAUCACAAGCAGGCGAGUCUCACAUAUAAAAUGUUCUCUCGUGGUAAUUAUGAGCAAAGCCACCCAGUCCCUGUUUUAAAGGCAUGUCCUCCUCUUAGAUGGUGAUUCUUGGUUGGUUAUUGUUUUUGCCGACGUCCGCUGUCUUGUAGGCAUUGUCUGUACGACACCCCCUCGUUGCCGUGUAAUUAAGAUGCCGUGUUGCUGUGACGGUCCUCGUUUCCCUUAAAGCUCAUGGUUACAUCCAAGUACAUCAGAUCCUCUCAUCAGGAACAACGGCUGAAUGUUUAUUAACUGUUAAGUGAGUAUGGUUUUCUUAAGAAUGGUCGGGAAGAGCCAGAAUCAUUUUCUGGUGGUUUUGAGAACGUAGAUGGGAAUGGCCGUCAAAUUAGCAGGAGAAGUGUGCAGACCAAGGCGAGAUGGUAAUGAAACAAAAAUAUGAUGGGGAAGGAAGGAGAUCGAUCUGGAAGCCGCUUCAUUCAGCUGAGGGACGUGUGACUAAAAGCAUCCCAGCAAAAAAAGACUAGAUCUGGAGCUGGAUGCAAAGAGGUCCACUGUCCUUUGAAAAUGGUGUUAUAUAACCAUUGUACCUUCGUUAUAAACACGUUCUCUCUCCAUCUCAUGUUUGUUUGCUAAAGGGACAAUGCUGUUUGUAUGUUUAGUGUGUGAGAAAAUGUGAACUAAGAGUUUUAAGCAUGGGGAUGUGUUUCCUGUGUCACUGGAAAGUGCUUACAGUCAGAGGAUCUACAAGACAACCAUCCGCAGGGCUGUAAGACCUGCCCGUGGAGUAGAAGUGGAAUCCAGAUAAAAGAGGGUGGCUGUUAACUGGUCAGAUGCCAUCUCUGGUUCUGGUUCUCUGAGGAACGUGUCCUACUCUGUACUGCUGCCCCCCCAGCCUGUCCUGCACUUCUUGCUUCCUGUGAUGACAUAAGAGGCCUUCAUUGGUUCAAAUGGAUGUGACACCUUGGAAUAAAAAUGAAUCUAUACGACAACA
Paramormyrops kingsleyae is the source of this 3482-nucleotide messenger RNA. The record is from RefSeq and is a predicted model, not a curated record. NCBI's taxonomy places the organism in Eukaryota, Metazoa, Chordata, Actinopteri, Osteoglossiformes, Mormyridae.